AUGUGGAACCCAAAUGGAAAUCCCAGUGGGGAUCCCAGUGUAAACCCCAGUGAGGAACUAAAUACAGAUCCCAGUGAGAAUUCCAACGGAGAUCCCAAUGGGGAUUCCAAUGGGGACCCCAAUGGAAAACCCAAUGAGGAUCCGAAUCCCAGUGAGAAUUCCAAUGGAGAUCCCAAUGGGGAUUCCAAUGGGGACCCCAAUGGAAAACCCAAUGAGGAUCCCAGUACAGAUCCCAGUGAGGAUCCCAAUGGAAACCCCAGUGAGGAACCCAAUAUGGAUCCCAGUGGGGACCCCAAUCAGGAUCCCAAUGUGGAUCCAAAUGGAAAUCCCAAUGAGGACCCCAGUGUAAACCCCAGUGAGGAUCCCAAUACGGAUCCCAGUGAGAAUUCCAAUGGAGAUCCCAAUGGGGAUCCCAGUGGGGAUCCCAAUGGAAACCCCAAUGAGGAUCCCAGUACAGAUCCCAGUGAGGAUCCCAACAUGGAUCCCAGUGGGGACCCCAAUGGGGAUCCCAAUCCAAAUGGAAAUCCCAAUAAAGAUCCCAGUGAGGACCCCAAUGAGGAUCCCAAUGGAGAUCCCAAUGGAAACCCCAAGGAGGAUCCCAACAGUGAUCCCAGUGAGGAUCCCAAUGAUGAUCCUCAUGAAGAUCCCAAUGGAAAUCCCAACAAGAAUCUGAGUGAAGAUCCCAAUAGAAAUCCCAAUGGGGAUCCCAAUAGAAACCCCAAGGAGGAUCCCAAUGACAAUCCCCAUGAAGAUCUCAAUGGGGAUCCUAACAAGGAUCCCAGUGAAAAUCCCAACAAGGAUCCCAGUGAAGAUUCCAAUAGAAAUCCCAAUGGGGAUCCCAAUCAUGGACCCUAA
This is a messenger RNA of Zonotrichia albicollis (white-throated sparrow), 855 nucleotides long. The record is from RefSeq and is a predicted model, not a curated record. NCBI's taxonomy places the organism in Eukaryota, Metazoa, Chordata, Aves, Passeriformes, Passerellidae.